ACAAAGUUGAAAAUGUGCGAAGUUCACAUAAAAUGGAACCGUCUAGAUUGAAACAACUGAAAUCUCUCUUCAAACUUGAAAACGUUUACAAAUCAAUAACUUUUUUGUUUACAAUACUAGAAAAUUUUCACUCUUGGAUUGGAACAGGAAAACCUUUCUUUAACUCAUGCUUCCUGGGUUUAUUAUCUCUGCGAACUGGUUGCCAUGUUGUUUUUGUCUGUGUACUAUUUACCUCUAUAAUAUCAAUUAUUCUGAACGACAGUGCUUGGGAUAUGAUGAGUGAAGGGUAUAUGCUAGAGCACAGGAAUCAACACUAUCUAGAAAUGAUAGUUGAUGCUCUCAGUAUAUUCAUGUCUCUUUGCUUCCUCUACUCGUAUAUUAAGAAGAAAGUGUAUCUGGCCAAGCUUGUAUUCUACUGGAUCCUGGUGGCAGCUGUAUUCCAGAUUGCUUGGUUUAUCAUGGGACACAAUACAGAGGGAGAUCUCAUCCUUCUACAUUCAGCUACUGCUGCUCUUUACAUAUACCUGGAUUGUAUUGUUGUUUCUUUUAUCCAGAGAGCAAGUAUAGUCAGCAAGCUGUCUGAUGAACACUUUGCUGUACUAGAGGAAUGGGAUGCCUGGGAGCUAGGAGAGUUUAUGCAUACAGACAAGAACCUUGAUCUGCUCCAGGACCAGGAGGAGACUCUAGAGUACCAAGACGGGGUUCACCAGGACCAGGAAGGAGAUGGAGAAAAUAGAUCUCGUGAAGGAAGGAAGGAAAAUUUACAAAGUUUGUAUGCAGAAAAUAAACCCCAGAGUUCGGAUUGGACAAAAAGUUUAGAUUUCCAGAAUAUAUCUUGGAACUUGCAGGAAACAUACAGUGCUACUCGGGCUCAGGAACAAUAUAGACAGUAUUGUAAACAGAAAUAUGGUUGCUAGACUCUGUAAUUCAUUAAAUGUACUUGGUAAAGUAUUUGACUUCCAAACAUACUGUUAAAUUCUAAAAAUUAUUGUUGAGCAAUACACAUUAAGAUCAAUUUAAAAAAAA
This is a messenger RNA of Eurytemora carolleeae, 1026 nucleotides long. RefSeq lists its product as uncharacterized. The transcript has 2 exons. The record is from RefSeq and is a predicted model, not a curated record. Bases 33 to 917 code for a protein of 294 amino acids. Lineage: Eukaryota; Metazoa; Arthropoda; Copepoda; Calanoida; Temoridae.